GAAGCCUUCCAAGCCGUUCUCGUACACAGCUAAGGACACCGUGCGCCGCGCUAUCUCCUGCACAUUGUCCAUCUAUGUCCGCCGGACUUCUCGGAUCGAACCGUGAAGGCCGGGCUUCAUACAAAGUGUUCGAUGUGCGAUGUGCGAGAGGCGCAUAGCCAGGAAGAGCCGUCCGUCUCCCUCGCGUUCUCUUUCACUCUCCCUCUCCUCCGUGUCUGUGUAGCGGUGAUUCAGUUGGAAUGAUUGAAGCUUCGUCGUCUGCGCCGCGUCCCGAGCUGAAGGCUUCGUCCUCCGAAGUGGAGAAGGACGUUGAAGAGUGCCGUGUUGAGGACCCAAACACCGAGGGCACGCUCUUCCAGUCGCGUCUUGGAGACAAGGCCCGCCGGCGUCACUUCUUCUCACCGCUGGAUAAGAGUAUUGCGGAGGCGGUUCAUAAAGAUGCCGAGACAGUCGAGUUUACUGAGGCUGAAGAGCGAGCUAUGAGGCGCAAGAUCGAUCGACGGGUCUUGUCGUUGAUUAUCGGAAGCUACUUGUUUAAUCAGUUUGAUCGAACCAACAUCGGGAAUGUGCACACGGUACCCGCCUUCAACGAGAACUAUGGAAUGACGAAUAACAACAAGUGGACACUUGCAUUGAGUGUAUUCUACAUCGGUUACUGCUUGUUGGAGAUGCCUGCCAAUGUCCUGCAGCGCCGCAUUGGGGCCAAUCGUUUGUGACACUUUCAGGUCCAUGCAGAGUCACAAGUCCAGACAAUACAGAUUUUAAUCCCUACUCAUGGAAUGAGCAAGCCAACAUUUUCUUCAUAGACCAACCCAUCGGCGUCGGAUUCUC
This is a messenger RNA of Laetiporus sulphureus 93-53, 831 nucleotides long. RefSeq lists its product as uncharacterized. Gene Ontology annotation, cellular component: membrane. The transcript has 10 exons. The record is from RefSeq and is a predicted model, not a curated record. The coding region runs from base 240 to 716 and encodes 158 amino acids. NCBI's taxonomy places the organism in Eukaryota, Fungi, Basidiomycota, Agaricomycetes, Polyporales, Laetiporaceae. Gene Ontology annotation, molecular function: transmembrane transporter activity.